Eurytemora carolleeae is the source of this 1585-nucleotide messenger RNA. RefSeq names its product bleomycin hydrolase-like. The record is from RefSeq and is a predicted model, not a curated record. Lineage: Eukaryota; Metazoa; Arthropoda; Copepoda; Calanoida; Temoridae. Gene Ontology annotation, molecular function: cysteine-type aminopeptidase activity. The coding region runs from base 18 to 1379 and encodes 453 amino acids. The transcript has 14 exons. Gene Ontology annotation, biological process: response to toxic substance; L-homocysteine catabolic process; proteolysis. Gene Ontology annotation, cellular component: cytoplasm.
ACGCAUAUUCCAGAAGAAUGGCGUCCCCAUUGACGCAGACAGGAGUGGAGCAGAUGCGUCAGGAGUUCUACGCGGAUCCUAAAAAUAGACUAGCGCAGAACAUAUGUUCUAGAUCAGACCCUAUUGAAGCUUGUCUAACCAGGAAAUGUCUAGAGGAGCGGGUCCACGUAUUUAACACUAAGGUUGAGGCGGAAGGCAAGCCUGUCACCAACCAGAAGAACUCCGGCAGAUGCUGGAUAUUCGCCGCACUCAAUGUCAUGAGGCAGCCGUUUGUCAAGCAGUUUAACUUGGACGAUUUUGAGUUUAGUACAGCCCACCUUUUCUUCUGGGAUAAGUUGGAACGGAUCAAUUUCUUCCUGCACAAUAUCGUAUUGACCGGAAGACGAGGGGAGGAGGUCACAGGGCGAACAGUAGCUUUCCUAUUGGGUAAUCCGACUAAUGAUGGAGGACAGUGGGAUAUGCUUGUAAACCUAGUAAACAAGUAUGGUUUAAUGCCGAAGAAAUGUUUCCCUGAAACCUUCUCUUGUGAAUCAUCUUCAAGGAUGAAUAAUAUCCUCAAAUCAAAAUCUAGAGAGUACACUAGAACACUUCGGACGAGUAUGGCUGAGGGUAAAACCGAUGAGGAACUUGAAACUAUGAUUAGAGAAAUGAUGAAGGAAGUAUACAGAAUAGUGGGAAUUUGUUUGGGAAUUCCUCCACAAACCUUUACUUGGGAAUACGUAGAUAAAACCAAGCAAGUACAGAAACUAGGCCCAAUAUCCUCCGUGGAUUUCUACAACAAUCAUGUCAAGCCUCUCUUCAAUGUCGACGAUAAAGUUUGUUUGGUAUCUGAUCCGAGGCCCAGCAACCCAUAUGGCCGUAGCUAUAGUGUGGACUGUCUCGGCAACAUGGUGUACGGUGAACCAGUUGUGUACAAUAAUCAACCAAUAGAAACAUUGAUCUCUUUAGCCAGGUCGUCUUUACUGGUGGGAGAAUCUGUUUGGUUUGGCUGUGAGGUUAAUAAACGAUAUGUGGCAAAACAGGGUUACCUUGAUACCCAGGCACAUGACUAUGAGCUUGUUUUUGGUGUAGAUGUACAACUCGGCUUGAGCAAGGAUGACCGUCUAAUAUACAGAGACUCCUUGAUGACCCACGCUAUGGUUCUCACCGGCUGCCAUAUUGAGGAGGAUGGAGAGGUUUCAAGAUGGAGGGUAGAGAACUCCUGGGGAGAUGAGAGAGGAGACAAGGGAUACCUUCUCAUGUCCUCCGACUGGUUCAAGGAGUUCGUCUUCGAAAUCGUCGUUGAUAAGAAACAUGUUCCAGCAGAGGUUCUUCAAGUUGAAAGUAUGGAACCUAUUGUCCUUCCGGCCUGGGACCCACUUGGCUCAUUAGCUCACUAAUAUCAAUCAAUCACUUAUAUCCCUACCCUCCUCUCAAGGUUGUAGUAUGGUACGCCUUAGGAUAUUUUGGUCCUUGACCGACCUCCUGACAACUGGAGGCCAGUGACCUUAAAACUUGCGGUUUUCGGAUCUCUUCUUUUAUCUUAAACCUUGACGCAAAUAAACGCGAAAAUGAAAACGUUUUUUCUUAAUAAUUAGUUUUUAUU